Molecule: messenger RNA, 1170 nt
Organism: Dipodomys spectabilis (banner-tailed kangaroo rat)
Lineage: Eukaryota; Metazoa; Chordata; Mammalia; Rodentia; Heteromyidae
Gene: Pdcd2l
Product: programmed cell death 2 like
Exons: 7
Coding region: 1-1095 (364 amino acids)
Cellular component (GO): cytoplasm
Source: RefSeq, a predicted model, not a curated record
AUGGCUGCGGUCAGAAAGCCCCCGGUGCUGCUCGGACUUCGGGACGCGGCAGUGCGGGACGGCCUCACGGGGCCGAGCGCCUGGACGGCGAGCAAGCUGGGCGGCGUUGCGGACGCCCUGCCCGCCGUGGCGGCGCCGAGGCCCGCGUGCGCGCGCUGCGGGCGGCCGCUCGCGCUGGUCGUGCAGCUGUACUGCCCGCUCGAGGGCUCCCCGUUCCACCGGCUCCUGCACGUGUUCGCGUGUGCCCAGCCGACGUGCGCGGACGGCGGCUGGAAGGUGCUGCGCUCCCAGUGUCUGCAAGUGCGAGAGAAGGAGGCGGCAGAAGCUCAGAAACAGGAAAGUGGCCUUGCAGCUGAGAGCUGGUGUGAAGGUGCAGAUGACUGGGGGGGUGACGGUGAGGAGACGCCUGCACCCCAGCUUCCUCUGGACUUUGGAAAGGAUUCCUAUUGUGCCAAGGACGCCGACUGCACAGUGCAGCUCCAGGGCCUCUGCCUGAAGGACACUGGCGUGGAUGCGGCCUGUCCUGCAUCUCAGCACAGAGGAAUGGCUGUCCCCACUGGAGUGCCACAGUUCCAGCCCUUCUACAUCUGUGUGGUCGACGAGGAGGACUUCAGAGACUUGGUCAGUCUCGAUCAUGCCUACAACCUCCUGAGGGACUACGAGCAGCGAGAAGGAAUUCAUAUGGACCAAUUGCUUUCCCAAAGUUUUUCUGAUGCUGGUGAUGAAAAAUAUGAGAAGACCAAAAUUAAAAGUGGCGAUCAAAUGUUUUACAAAUUCAUGAAGAGAAUUGCUGCUUGUCAGGACCAGAUUUUGAGGUAUUCCUGGAGUGGAGAGCCACUUUUUCUGUCCUGUCCCACGUCAGGAAUCACGGAGGUCCCAGCCUGUGGCCACUGUGGAGGCCCCAGAACAUUUGAGUGUCAGCUUAUGCCAGCACUGGUCACCAUGCUCAACAGUGCUCAUUUAGGUCUUUGUGUAGAGUUUGGCACAGUUCUGGUCUACACGUGUGAGAAGAGCUGCUGGCCUCAGAAUCACCAAACUCCCAUGGAAGAGUUUUGUAUCAUACAGCAAGACCCAGAUGAAUUCUUAUUUAAGUAGAGCAUUGCAUUUUGUUUAUAUACAUUAUUAAAAUGUGUGAAUUCAGGUGCAUUAAAAAAAAAUUUUAGCCACUAA